Messenger RNA from Lodderomyces jiufengensis, 1245 nucleotides. RefSeq lists its product as uncharacterized. The transcript has a single exon. The record is from RefSeq and is a predicted model, not a curated record. The coding region runs from base 1 to 1245 and encodes 414 amino acids. NCBI's taxonomy places the organism in Eukaryota, Fungi, Ascomycota, Pichiomycetes, Serinales, Debaryomycetaceae.
AUGUUGACUACGAAAGCUUCCAAAAAUAUACCUGUAUCAAAAUCAACAUUAAGCUUUGUAACAAGAUUUAUAUGGAAUGAUAAUAACACGUUAAAAACAACAAAAAGAGAUCAACCACCAGAGAAUGAAGUAUUAGCUGAUGCUUUAAAUUUAUUGAUCAAACCAUCAUCAACAACAACUAGCAAAAAUAAGCAAUACUCUUAUAAUCAAAAGUAUAAACCGUCAUUAUAUAAAUCAUUAACUAAAGGAUCUAUUUCUGAACAAUUUAAUACUGACAAUAUAACAAAAUUUGAUUAUAAAUCUGAUAAGCAUCAACAUAUUAAUGACAUGUUUGUAAAUAAUUUAAUAUUUGGAUUAAAAUCAUCAAAAUUAGAUUCUUCGAAAAAUUUGAAUCAUUCUGCAUUACUUAAAUUGAACACUAAUGAUUUAUCAAAGUAUAUUAAAAAUGUUAAAGACGAACAUCAUUUAUUAGAAAUUACUCAGUUAUUUAUUAAUCAUUCCAAAGUAAAUAUCAGAUUCUUGACUGACAUCUUAUUGAACAAGAGCGUGUUGAAUUUGAAAGCUUUACCGAUAAAUUUAGAGUCAAUGACCCCAAUUCAUGGGUUAAAUUCAGAAGAUAUGAUAAAACUUCAAAUAAUAUUAUUGAAAAAGCAUCAUGAUUUAAAACAUCCAAUUAACGUAAUAAGAAACCUUAAAUCAAAUUUCAAUAAAAUUUACUUACCAUUAAUUGAACAACAAAAAUUAUCACCAUUUUAUGAAAGAAUAAUAUGGAGAUUUGUAUUUGAAUAUUUAAAACAAUUUAAUGAAGAAUAUUAUAUUGAAAAUCUAAAUAAUAUUAAAACGAGUUUUUUGAUCUGGGAAUCAUCAACCUAUAAUCAUAUAAAACAAGUAUCUUCACAAAUUUUACAACAUCACACCAACUUGAACAAAUUGCAAAUAUUAUUUUUGAAGAUAGCUCAAUCUAACAAUCUACCAGCACAAAUAUCAGAUUUAAAGAGAAUAUCCAUGAAAUAUAAACUUUACAAUAUCAGCUCAUCGAUUAAUGAUGAGAAUUCAAGGAAAUCAUCAUAUGCAUUAAUAAAUGAUUUGGAGAAAUACUUAGUCACUUAUAGCAAAGAUAAUGAUCAAUUUAAUUCAUUAUUGGAAGAAUUGGCUUUAUAUCGUAUAGAAUAUAUUAAAGAUGCUUUCACAAGUCAAUUUAAAGAGUUUGAUAGUUUAAACAAAAUUUUAGAGUUCAAUACAUGA